This is a messenger RNA of Anthostomella pinea, 2694 nucleotides long. The record is from the annotation of a GenBank genome assembly. NCBI's taxonomy places the organism in Eukaryota, Fungi, Ascomycota, Sordariomycetes, Xylariales, Xylariaceae.
AUGAAGGGCUCAAGGUCUGUUUGCCUGCUAUGUCGACACCAGCUUGCGACAGCAGGUAAACUGCGCGCGACGCAAUGGCAGGCCCAGGCAGCCCUCUUCUCGACCACCACCCCGAGGGCCGAUGACACCGCCGAACCAGCAGCCGGCCAGUCAGCCUCCAAUAUAUUUCGCCGGGUAUCCAUCGAGCAUUCCCCACGCGAGCCCAGAGUCAAGCUAUCACAAGCCAAACCGAGGAAACCCCCCGAGAAGCCAUCCGCGCGGGUCGAUGCCCUCUUCCAGCAGAUCAUCCAGGAGCAACAUGAACAGCAUGGGCAACAUGGGCAUCAUGAGCAGCUAAAGCAAAGGCAAGGCCAUGGAGGGCAACCCGAAGCUCCUGCGAACGGCAGUACCAACGUUGACCUGGAAUUGGUCCAAGCCAUCGGAAAGCUCCAGGCCAUGGUCGAGAGUGAUGCACCCGUAGCAGAUGCCUUUGCAUAUCUCAAAGCCGAGAUAUAUCCUACCGUUCAGAUCCCGAAUAUCAACAUUCCGCAGGUGUAUUUUAGGGUCGUGUCUGAUCUGUUAGACAAGGUUUUCGAAGCCAAGAAAGCCGACAUGCACACGGAUGGCCUUCCGACUGCGGCUGACAUCUUCCGCGUCUAUGUCGACAUUGGCGAGUUGAAGCCUCGGCGAUGGGCCAACCUGGUGGGCAAGCUGGUAGAAAUUGUGGCAUGCGCCCAAUACCCACCCGAGCUGGAUCUGGGGAAAAGGGAAGCUAUGAGGCAGGCAAUGCUCGUAGACCUCGUCGAGUCAUGGAAAGUCCUGUCCCUGCCAAAGAUUGCUUUAACGCCAACCAAUGGCGACAAGAUCACUGAUGGGUUCUGGUUUCCCAGGCCUGACAAAUUCUCUCUUCUAAAGUUCUCCAAGAAGGGCAACUUUCCUGUGGCCUUCAGCACCGUUUUCCCGCAAUACCAUCCGACCGAGUUAGGCGCUCCUGUCGCAGUUCUGGCCGUGGCUACUUAUGCCCUGCUGCUCGACGGUCAGCCGAGUUCUGUGAACGCUAGACGGAGUGCAGCGCGCUUCAUGUCGAAAGUGGCCUACAUGAUCACCCUUGUACAGUAUCGGGAUCAGACUCUCCGGAAAGAUGUAGCGCACUGGUUCAAACCUCUGGAGGAAUACGUCAUGACGCAAUGGCCCAUCAUCAAGGAUCAUCUGAAGGCUCAAGUCGAGUCGAUGGACAGAUCGACCAGGACCGCACAGCAACCUAGCGGAUCAUCGUCAGCAACCCAUGUUCCAAGCACGAUACCUGCAGCCUCUAUAGGCCGCCGCCUCGCCCAGGCUUACGGGACUCGUAAUGAUCUCGAGGUGGACAGACUUUGGCAGGAGUUUGUGGGGUCCGAGAAGGAUAUAUCAGCGGAGAGGGCGGCAGAGCUUCGACAGCACCCUGAUCUCAUUGAUUCUUUCAUCAACACGCGCAUGGCGCUCAACCGUCCCCAUAAAGCGAUAGCCGCAUGGGGCGUAUUGAGCAAGAUUGGACUGAAGCCAACUUUGAGAACCUGGAACGUGAUGCUUGAUGGGUGUAAGAAGGCAGGAAAUGCGAAUUUCAUCAAGAACAUAUGGGCGAAACUCGCUGCAUCGGGUACAGAACUCGACACCGCAGUUUGGACGACGCGCGUAUCCGGGCUGAUCGAGUGUGGCGAUCUUGAGGCUGGAAUUAUGGCACUAGAGGAAAUGACCAACUUAUGGAAAGCCGCGUCGAAGGAUAAAAAGUUGACCGCUGUCAAACCUUCUAUAGAGCCCGUCAAUGCCGCUCUCGCGGGGCUCAUUCGCCAGAAGCAGGAGGCUGCCGCCGAGAAACUUCUGGCCUGGGCCAGCCGACAUGGCAUCGAGCCUGACAUCUUUACCUUCAACACUCUACUACGACCUCUGAUCCGCGACGGCAACCGCGACGGAGACGUCCAUAGACUUUUCAGCACUAUGCAAACCUUCGGCGUGCGCGCAGAUGCCGCGACUUUCACCGUCGUGCUCGACGCUGCGUACUCGAAGAUCGACCCCCAAGAUUCGGCGGCGCAGACCAAGGUUGUUCAAGACGUCCUUGCGUCGAUGAAGGCCGCCGGGCUGGAGAGCAACCUCCAGACUUACGGCAAGAUGAUCUACCUGCUCCUGCGUUCCAACGCCAGGCAGGCUGUCGAACUGGUCGUGAACCAGCUGUGGGCCGAGGGUCACGAGUUCUCGCCGCACAUCUACACGAUGCUGGUGGAGGACUACUUCGCGCGCCGCCCCCCGAACCUCAAGGCCGUCGACGACCUCGUGGAGCGCCGCCGCCUGCUCGACUACGACGACAUGGACCGCGUCUUCUACGACCGCGUCAUCAAGGGCUACGCGCUCGUCGGCCGCACCGACACCGCCCUCGAGAUGUACUACCGCCUCAGCGACGGCGUGCGCGUCAACCUCGGCACGCAGGCGGAUCUUGUCAACAAGCUCAUCGAGCAGGGCAGGCUUGAGGACGCGCGGGCGCUGGUCAAUAGGACGAAGCGCCGCUUCGAGGCGGAAAACCCGGGUGCGACUGAGGAGCACCGCUUCUGGUCGCAUCACUUCUGGCACCAGGCUGCUCGGUACGGGCUGAUUGAGAGGAGCGCACCGGCUGGUGCGACGGGGGCUGCUUCGGCAUCUGGUAUAGAUGUGUCGUCAGAGGAGGAUACCUCUUCCUUUACUUGA